CGUUGACGAAAGCGGAAAUAAACCGCUCUGGUUGCUGUGCUGCAUUUCCGUGAAGCUCAGUGUUGUGAGUGUUGUGCUGGUGAAAGUUGUUUCAGAAUCAGUAAUUAGACUGUGAGCUGUGAAUAUGGAGAAGGAACCGGAAGUGGAGUGUGGCACUUCCGCCUCAUGUAGUGGAAAAUCUAAGCUGGACACACUGUCCAAAGAUGACCUCAUUAAAUUUGCAAAAAAGCAGAUGGCUGCAAUGCAGAAGUUAAAGUCAAAGUGUGCAGAAUUAGAAGAGAAAACAGUGAAAGCCCAUCAAGCUGGAGCAUCUAAUGAAUCUGUGAUACAGGAGCUGACUGAGAGACUGGAUGCUGUAUUGCUUGAGAAAGCAGAGACUCAACAGAUGCUUUUGGUACUACGCAAAGAAAACCAAAAUCUGAGAAACCAAAGAGAAGAGUCAGAAAACACAGUAGCUGUUCUCCAGGAGAAACUGAACGAUUCUGAAAAAGGCCAUGCCGAAAAGAUAAAACUUAUGGAAGAACAGUUCGAAAAAUCACACACAAAGUAUCGAGAGGAACUGGAGGUUUUAAAAAAAAUGGCAGGUGAAAAUGAAGAAAUCCAGAGACUUCGACUUCAGGAGGACUUUAAUUCUAAAAAUACAGCAGUUCGUCAAGAAUAUGAGAGCAAAAUAAUUGACUUGGAGCAAAAUCUGGAAUUGGCUAAAAAAGAAUGGCUAACUGAGAAGGAAAGUCUUAAGGAAGCUCACCAGACUGCUCUACAAAAAACCCAAGAGGAGAUUGACAACUUUAAGGAGAUGAUUUCAGGACUCAACAUACAGCAUGAAGAGGAGGUCAGAUAUCUGGAAGAUCAGCUUGAAAUCAAUGCUGCACAGUUUGAUAUGGAGAGAGAGAGGCUGUUGCUGAUCCAGGAAGAGCUCUCAGAGCAAAUAGCUCUUAAAGAAGGCUACCUUCAGGAUGUUCAAGAGGAAGAAGAAGACCUCACCAGGAGGAGCCAAAAGCCAUUAGAUUUGAUUAAUGCAUCGGAGUCCCCAUUAUUAGAAGACCCAGAGACUGAAGUGGACAAGUUGAGAUUAGCACUAGAGGAUUUGCGGACACAAAACGCACUGCUUAAAGAGGAGUUCACCUUUCUCACUAAUGUGAAUACUAAGCUUGACUGCGAUUUGAAACAUUUAAAGGAGGAGUUCAGCAUGGAAAAAGAAGAACUGGAGUUUAAGAUCAAUGAAUUACAAAUGACUAAAGAGGAAGGUGAGAUUUGCCCUGAAAAGGAGGUCAAUAUUAUAAAUGCAGAAGAGACUGUAACUCUGGAGGAACACAAUCAGAUUCUUCAAAAAUUAAAAGAGUUGCAUAAAACAGAAUUGACAGAACUAGAAGCUUGUCUUGUUUCUCAUCACGAACAUGAAAAAGAGGCAAUCGUUCGAGAAGCACGAGAUCUGCAAAACGCAUGUAAGGUGCUUUCUGAGGAGAAACAAUCUAUCGUCAGUGAAUAUGAGCACACCAAAGAAAUUCUGAGUAACAUUGAGAAGGAGCUUGGUGACCGAACAUCUGACUUUGUGAAGAAAUACAAUGCCAUGAAGGAGCAGGCUGCAGUCUCGGUUCAGAUGUUGGAGGAAAAGCUGCAGGAGAAAGAUGGCCUAAUAGAGAAAUUAAAGAGUUUAGAACAAACACAGGAUCGUUCAGAGCAAAAAAUGUGUUGCAAGGAGGACAUCGUUCCAGAGGACAAAAAAAUCAGCGGGAACAAGGCGUCACUGGAAGAAAUGUUCAUGUACAUAAAACAAAUCCAGAAUGAAUGUAAGCAGGGCGGUAAGGACACUGCACAAAUCACAAUUGAGAAGUUUGAGGACUUAUUAAUAAACUUGGAAGGAGCUUUAGAUGAGAAGAAAAGACUGCAGACUUGUAUAGCUGAGCUGGAGAGCCGUCUCUCUUUCUCAGCUCGUGAAAAAGAUCAACUGUCCAGGCAUUGCAAUCUUUCAGUAGAAGACCUGGCUGUGUCCAAUGAGAAAAUGGCUGAACUACAAAAAGAGCACCAGUCUGCAUUGCAAGAGCAGGACACUUUAAGGAACAAUUUGAAGAACACUAAUGAAAAUCUUUUGAAGGCACGGAAGCAAGUUUGUUACGUCCUUCAGCAGAAUUACUCUGAGGAAAUGGAAGAGGAGCAAGACAUCUCUGUAUUGCUGAACCAUCUUCUAUCCAGAGUGGAAGAAGAUAAAUCAACCUGUAUUGUAUCAAAUGAGGAAAAGGAUAAACUACAGAAAGACCUGCAAGCUUUGUUUGAUGAGAAAAAUCAUUUAAAGACUGUUCUUGAAACUAGUGAAAGAAAACAUAUUGAAACCCAAAGGCAUGUCUGUGAAAUGCUGGAGCAAAACUACUCUGUGAAAAUAGAUGGAGAGGUGGACAUUUCUGUGCUUCUGAACCAUCUUCAGUCUAACAUUCACAAAGACCAAAAGAGCAACAUUAUGUUAAAUGAGGAAAAGUUGGAUCAACAAAGAGACCUGGUGAACAUGGUUGAAGCAAGGGAUGAUCUAAAGGAGCGUUUAGAAACCCAUGAAAGAAAACUUUCUGAUGUACAGAAGAACAUCUGUGAAAUGCUGGAGCAAAACUACUCUGUGAACGUAGAUGAGGACGAGGACAUCUCUGUAUUGCUGAAGCAACUCCUGUUAAGUGUUCAAGAAGAGAAACUGAUGUUAACACAGCAGUUGCAUGAAAAAACAGUGCAGUUGUCUGAGCUCAGGGAUGGAGGGCUCUUACCGAAGACGAGCCUAAACGAAGAACAGUCAGAUGCUGAACAUUUGCAGCGAGACCAAAAUGAGCAGGCUGAAAUAACAGGGAGGUUGGUGGGCCAAGACCAUGAAGAAUCUGCAGUUGAAGGUGGUGCUCAGGAAACUGAUGACAUGAAACGUCUCCAACAGAAGCUAAGUGAAAAAGAAUCCAUGUUAGUCCAUCUAAAGGAAGAAAUUUCCCAUUUACAGGAAUCCAAGCUAUCUACACUUAAUGAAAAUAUGAAGCGAAUAGAAUUUUUGGAAAAAGAAAGCAAAGAGAAAGACGAACGUUUGAAUAAAUUCAAAGCUGUAGCGGUGAAAGCGAGGAAGGAACUGGACAGCAGCAAAAAAGAGGCAUCUAGACUGAAAGAAGACUUGGAGGCUUUAAAAUCUGAAAGAGACAAAAUGUCAGACUCCAUGAAGGCUAUCAUCCAUGGUGCAGAGGCCUAUAAGAAUCUUAUGAUUGAUUAUGACAAGCAAACUGAGCUGUUGGAUAAAGCGAAAGAGAAACUGGAAGCAUCAGAAAAACUGGCUGGUGAUUUAACCAAACGUCUUCAUGUCACUGUAGAACAGCAUAAGCAACUUUCCUCUGAGAGAGAAGACCUAAUGGCUCAUAUCGAGACUCUCCAAAAUAAUGUUCGACAGCUGGAGGCACAGGCUCUUGAUAUGCACAAACUCAAAUCCUCGGUGGACAGAGACUUGGAAGCAGAAAGGCGUUUGAAAGAGCAAAAAAUAAAGGAACAUGCCUGUGCUGUAAAGGAAGUUGAGGAGCUCAACGCUUUGCUACAGAAACAGAAACAGCAGUUGCAACAGACAGUGCAAGAACUCGAGCAGCUUAGAAAGGAUGCCCAGCAAAACUCUUUGAUGGAUAUGGAGAUGGCAGAUUAUGAGCGUCUGGUCAAAGAGCUCAACCUGCAACUUUCUGACAAGGACAGACUUCUAGAAGAGCAGGAAAGACAAACACAAGCUCAGAGAGAGAGGGAGGAGAAACUUGAGAAGGAAAUAGAGUCUUUAAAGUCACUUGUGGACAGCGGAGAAGAGAAGACUGCAAAGGUUAAGCAGCUGCUGGUGAAAACUAAGAAGGAUUUAGCAGAGGCCAAGAAGGAAGAAGCAGCUCAACUGAUCCUGCAGUCUUCUCUGAAAGGGGAAUUAGAGGCCAUUCAACAGCAAUUGGAGAACCACAAGAUUCAGUGUAGUGAACUAACUGCAGACCGGCACAAGCUCCAGGAGCAGCUAAAGUCAAUAAGUGAUCAGCAUCAGAAGUCGGUCACUUCCUACCAGCACCAAGUGACCAAUUUGCAGAAUGAUCUGAGCUCUGCAACGGUUGAACUUGAGUCCACAAAGUCCGAGUUUGAGAGUUACAAGGUGCGAGUUCACAAUGUGCUCAAACAGCAAAAACAUAAGAGUUCAUCUCAAAGUGAUGGGGAUUUUUCCAAACAGGACAGGGAGAACGUUGAGGCAAUGCUAGAGCAGCUGAGGUCCAAACUGAAAGAAAGUCAACUUAACGCACAGAGUAGUAAUUCAGAGCUGCAGCAGCUUCAGACUGAAUAUGACACACUUUUGGAGCGUCACAACAAAAUGUUGCAGCAGACCAUCAAUAAAGAGGCUGAACUCCGAGAGAGGUUACUGUCGCUGCAUUCAGAGAAUGUAGCACUAAAAUCAGAGCACAGCCAGACAGUGGCGCAGCUAACAGCACAAACUGAAACAUUACGUAGUAGUUUGCGCGACCAGUUGCACCACUUGCAGGAUGAACAUCGCAGCACAGUAGAGACCCUGCAACACCAGAUCAACAGUCUGGAGACCCAGCUGUUCCAGCUGCAAAAAGAACCUGCUGCAUCAGCUGCACAACCACAAAGCAAGAAGCCUCAAAUAGACAAGAGGCUUUUGGAUCUGCCUUUGUUUGAGAUGAACAUGGCACGAGAGGAAGGAGAAGGAAUGGAGACAACAGAAACAGAGUCUAUCGCCAAUGCAGGGACUCCUCCACCCAGUCUCGAGCAGCUCCUCACUUCACCUGACCCCAAACAUGAGCCCUUUGUGUGGCAGGUGGAGCCCACGAAGGAGGAGUUAACUAACAAACUGAAUACAGCCUCCCGGAGCAUGGAGCACAUGAACAGACUGCUACACGAGAGUGAAGCCACCAACGCCAUCCUCAUGGAGCAGAUCAAUCUCUUGAAGAGUGAGAUGCGCCGUCUAGAGCGGAAUCAGGAGCGAGAAAAAUCGGUGGCAAACCUGGAGUAUCUGAAAAACGUGUUGCUGCAGUUUAUCUUUCUUCAUGCUGGAAGUGAGAAGCAGGCCCUGCUCCCUGUCAUACACACAAUGCUGCAACUCAGCCCAGAAGAGAAGAGCAAACUGUCCGCAAUAGCACAUGGUGAAGAAGAGGCUGCAGCAUCUAGAGGAUCUGGGUGGACCUCAUAUCUCCACAGUUGGUCUGGGAUCAGAUAAGAAUCCAAAACCUCAAGUAUCCACCGUAUCUGGGAAUGUCUAAGGAAAAUGUUUUCUUCUUUUUUUUCUUUUUCUUUUUUUUUAUAUGUUUAUUUUUCUUAUAGAGAUCACAUUGUGUUGACUUGAUAUUCAUGUCUCAUAUUUUCUGUAAACACCUUUGUCAUCUUUAUCUAUUAUACAUACAUAUCUAUUUAACGCCAAGAUUUAAUAUAUUAAUUAAUAUAUACAUUUUAAUGCUACAAUGAUUAUAAAUAACCGAAACACUGAAAGGAUUAUAAUAAAAUUAUUUUCCUAGACAUUGUAAAUCUGAUCUAUCAUCUUGUGAUUGCAAUCAACAAUAAAAUUGUCAUCACAGUCCAAAAAUAA
Silurus meridionalis is the source of this 5566-nucleotide messenger RNA. RefSeq names its product GRIP and coiled-coil domain-containing protein 2. Gene Ontology annotation, biological process: late endosome to Golgi transport. NCBI's taxonomy places the organism in Eukaryota, Metazoa, Chordata, Actinopteri, Siluriformes, Siluridae. Bases 125 to 5200 code for a protein of 1691 amino acids. The record is from RefSeq and is a predicted model, not a curated record. Gene Ontology annotation, cellular component: Golgi apparatus. The transcript has 23 exons.